Molecule: messenger RNA, 2048 nt
Organism: Rubroshorea leprosula
Lineage: Eukaryota; Viridiplantae; Streptophyta; Magnoliopsida; Malvales; Dipterocarpaceae
Source: the annotation of a GenBank genome assembly
CGAAAAUGGAGGGAAGAAUCCUCCACAAUCAACCAGUUCAUCCAGCCCCAGUGAACAGACCAACGUGCCCAAACCCGCGUCUGAAAUUCAGUUCCACCAAGCUCCCACUUCCUCCUCAAUCCCAAUCUCCUCCUUCAUUUCCUCUUGAUUCUCUCCUCCAACACCUCCUCCAUAUCUCCUCACCACCCAAUUCUAUACGCAGGCCGAAAACCAUUAAUCCACCUCAGAGCAACAAUGCCCAGUUGGCUACUCUUCAUAUUUCUGUUGAUUCUAGUCAAAAUCAGCAUCGAGAUGUCCAUUACGGGAAACCCAGUUCGGUUUCCGUCCUGCAGUUUGAGAGCAGUAAGGAAGAGGGUCAAUCGGGAGAUGGGUCGCUUGAAUUUUUGUCAAGAAAGGCUGACAUCUUUAGUUUAUUGAAAGCACUAGAUCAUUCUGGCAAUUGGGAAAGAGCCCUUUUAUUCUUUGAAUGGUUAGUGUUGAAUAUAAAGUCGGGUAAGGUGAAAAUAGACAAUCAGGUUGUUGGGUUUAUGGUUAGAAUUCUUGGGAGAGAAUCACAGCAUUCAAUUGCAUCCACGCUGCUCGAUGAAAUUCCCCUGCAAGAUUAUUCUCUUGAUGUUCGAGCAUACACCACCAUUCUUCAUGUGUAUUCUCGUACUCACAAGUACAAAAGAGCAGUCUCUGUGUUUGAGAGAAUGAAGGAGACUGGCAUUUCUCCUACUUUAGUCACUUAUAAUGUCAUGCUUGAUGUCUAUGGGAAGAUGGGUCGGUCUUGGAAUAAGAUUUUAAUCCUGCUGGAUGAAAUGAGAAGCAAAGGACUCGAAUUUGAUGAGUUUACUUGCAGUACUGUGAUAACUGCUUGUGGGAGAGAAGGUCUGUUGAACGAAGCAAAAGAGUUCUUUGCAAAGUUGAAGUCCCAAGGUUAUGUACCUGGGACGGUGACUUAUAAUGCAUUGCUCCAAGUUUUUGGUAAGGUGGGGAUUUAUUCAGAGGCCUUGAGCAUUUUGAAAGAGAUGGAGGAUAAUAACUGUCCAGCUGACACUGUAACUUACAAUGAGCUUGUGGCUGCAUAUGUGAGAGCUGGAUUUUACAAGGAAGGGGUUGCUGUCAUUGAGACAAUGACACAUAAAGGAGUGAUGCCGAAUGCUGUUACAUAUACAACUGUUAUUAAUGCCUAUGGCAAAGCAGGAAAGGAGGAUGAGGCUUUAAGAUUGUUUGAUCAGAUGAAAGAGUUAGGUUGUGUACCUAAUGUGUGCACUUAUAAUGCUGUCCUUGGAAUGUUAGGGAAAAAGUCACGAUCAGAGGAGAUGAUAAAGAUACUCUGUGACAUGAAAUCAAGUGGAUGUUCCCCUAACCGUAUCACAUGGAACACACUGCUCACAAUGUGUGGUAAAAAGGGUAUGCACCAAUAUGUUAACCGAGUCUUUCAGGAAAUGAAGAGUUGUGGAUUCGAGCCUGACAGAGACACAUUUAAUACUUUGAUUGGUGCUUAUGGCUGUUGUGGGUCAGAAAUUGAGGCUACAAAAAUGUAUGAGGAGAUGAUUAAAGUAGGUUUCAUGCCAUGUGCUACAACUUACAAUGCGCUUCUGAAUGCCUUGGCUAGACAUGGGGACUGGAAAGCAGCCGAAUCUGUCAUUCUAGACAUGAAAAAGAAAGGCUUCAGGCCUAAUGAAACGUCAUACUCUUUGAUGCUUCAGUGUUAUGCAAAGGGAGGAAAUGUGAAAGGGAUAGAGAAGAUUGAGAAAGAAAUACAUAAUGGCCAUGUUUUUCCAAGCUGGGUACUUUUAAGAACCCUUGUUCGUGCAAACUUCAAAUGCAGAGCACUGGCAGGUGCAAUACAUAGAUUCGGAAAUUCGAUCAAACCAGCACUGACCCCCCACUCAACGGGAAAAGGAAAAUUAAAGUGGCCCAAUAAAGAUGGAGGACGUAAUUGGACAUGUAGGAAAUUGGUGGGCUAGAAAUAGAAAAAAAAAUCAUUUAAUUCAUGAGAAUCUGAGUUGCCACAACGUUGUUAGUUCUCAUUUUUUCUAAAAUCAAACUAAGUAAUUUUU